UAGAAAUUAAUUUUUCACUUAUAUUGUACUCGAAGCAAAGAUUUCUAGAGAUGCUACGUUUUCUAAUGAAAAUCUUCCGUAGGAGCAGUAAAAAAGGAAGCAAAAAGAAAAUAAAAGAUAAAACUCAGAAUAACAAUUUAAUAUCUAGAAAAAGAAGAGGGAAUAUUUUGAAACGCAAAGUCAUAGUUUCCAACGACCUUUACGAGCCUUAUCUACCAAUCACUGACGAGAAACAAAAUUCCAAUGUGACAUCACAGAGCACAUAUGAUGAUGUCAUAUUCAAUGAACCCACUUAUGAUGACGUUCAAAUAUAUGACGAAAUAAACAGUGACGCAAUUUAUGAAGUGGCUUAUUUUGGAAAAUUUAGAAGAAGAUCGGCAAGCGCGGGGGAAAUAUCACGUGACAUAACGGAAGAAAUGUACAACCAUUUGUUAAAUUUGAAUGAGAAACGAAAAAACGAUCUUUAUGACACGUUACAAAGAGACAAUGACGUACCAGAAAAUAUGUUACGUAAGCGUUCAUUGAGAAACAACAAUAGCACUUACUAUUUGCUAUCGCGAUCGACCUCCCAUGCGAUGAAUGAAACACUACUUGAUUCUGAAUUACGUCGUAUUAGACGGACUAAUGAUUUUAAUAAGCUAAUGGCUUUGUAUAAUCAAGAAAAGACUGAACGAACUCCAAGACGAGAUAGAAAACCUGGAGGCCAUCUUGAAAUAGUCAAACCAUCUAUAUCAGUAAAAGAAGCUGUGAAUAGAUUUAAAAAUGUUAGCAAUUCUGAAGGAACUAAGAAACUAACGAGUGAAGAGUUGCGAAACAGAAGAAUAGCGAAAAGGUCAACACCUAGACUAGAAGUGGUUUCCGAGAAGGAUAAAUCCGACUCCUAUAAAAAGAUUUCUGAUACAUCGACACCAAACAUUGUUGUAACCCGUGAGGAGAAAAAAGAAGAACAAUAUGCCAAGCCAGAUAAAUCCUUCAAAAACGCAGGGAAAACAGACAAUUUUUCUGUCAUAAAAGUCACAACACCAGUGACAAAAUUGACACAAAAAGACGAGUCAAAGCUUAAAACUAAAUACGUACCCAAGGGAAAACAAUUAAGCAGCGUCAAAUCUUUUAACAAUGGUACCAACGUGAAAGCGCUGAGUGCCCAAUUCAAUGAGAAUUCGGUUUCUCAGAGUAAAUCAUUUUCACACAAGAGCACUCUCAAUAACAACGACGAGUCUCCUUCAUGUGCACAAGAUGUCACCAAAGAGCGCAAAAAAGUGAGAUUUGCAGGUGAAAAGAAAAACGAACUUUCUGAAAGUUUUCUGUUCAAUACUAUGAAGACUCGACUGAAUUCCGUUAGAUGAAUUACACUCAACAAUGUAAAAUGGUUGGCCA
Molecule: messenger RNA, 1377 nt
Organism: Styela clava
Lineage: Eukaryota; Metazoa; Chordata; Ascidiacea; Stolidobranchia; Styelidae
Source: RefSeq, a predicted model, not a curated record